This is a messenger RNA of Egretta garzetta (little egret), 1860 nucleotides long. It is a transcript of the gene NPNT, whose product is annotated as nephronectin. Gene Ontology annotation, cellular component: membrane. NCBI's taxonomy places the organism in Eukaryota, Metazoa, Chordata, Aves, Pelecaniformes, Ardeidae. The record is from RefSeq and is a predicted model, not a curated record. The transcript has 14 exons. Gene Ontology annotation, molecular function: calcium ion binding. The coding region runs from base 1 to 1860 and encodes 619 amino acids.
AUGCAGCAGAAUGGAAAAUGGGUAUGGAAUGCAGAGCUAGAACAAAAAUUAGCUGGGGUGAGCUCUUCUUCGUACUUUCCCAGAGAGAUACAGCUGGUAGUUGCCGAGCAGAGCAGACAUGCAAGUGAGACAGGUCAUGGCGUAUGUAAGUGGCCCAGACAAAUAGUCUCCUCUGCAGGGUUGUGUCGGUUUGGAAGUAGAAUUGACUGCUGCUGGGGCUGGGCCCGACUGUCCUGGGGACAAUGCCAACCUUUCUACGUCUUAAGGCAGAGAAUAGCCAGCCUAAGGUGCCAGCCCAAAGCUAUAUGCCAGCCAGGAUGCAAACAUGGUGAAUGCGUUGGGCCAAACAAGUGUAAGUGCCACCCGGGAUACACUGGAAAAACCUGCAACCAAGAUCUAAAUGAGUGUGGACUAAAGCCGCGGCCAUGCAAACACCGGUGUAUGAAUACCUACGGCAGCUACAAGUGCUACUGUCUGAACGGCUACAUGCUUAUGCCAGAUGGAACGUGCUCGAAUGCCCUUUCUUGCUCAAUGGCAAACUGUCAGUAUGGCUGCGAUGUACUGAAAGGGGAAGUACGCUGCCGCUGUCCUUCUCCAGGCCUGCAGCUAGGGCCUGAUGGAAGAACUUGCAUAGAUAUUGAUGAAUGUGCUACUGGGAGAGUUAUCUGUCCACGAUUUAGGCACUGCGUCAAUACUUUUGGAAGCUACAUUUGCAGGUGUCAUAAAGGCUUUGAUCUAAUGUACAUCGGAGGCAAAUACCAAUGCCAUGAUAUAGAUGAAUGUUCCCUUGGCCACCAUCAGUGUGGUAGUUUUUCACGAUGUUACAAUAUACCUGGAUCCUACAAAUGCAAGUGUAAAGAAGGGUACAGAGACAAUGGAACAAACUGCAUACAAACUCCCCUUGUGAAACCACGCACAAGGCAACCCCUCAGACCACCAUAUGUACCUGCUGUUGUUACAGAAAGGCCAGUGACCAGGCCAACAACUCGACCUACACCCAGGCCAACAACUCGACCUACACCCAGGCCAACAACUCGACCUACACCUGGGCCAACGACUCGUCUUACACCCAAGCCAACCACUAGGUAUGUGCCAGUGACAACAAGGCCAGUAACGAGGCCAGCGGUGAGGCCUCCACCUCCAACACCACCUCAACCUACAACGUUAAGACCUACACUACCACCACAAAGAACUCCUCUGAUAACAACUGAAGAGCCUUCACAUGUUCCCACUGAAACUACAUCUUCCCAAGGAAUUACAGAUGACAACAGGAUCCAGAUAGACCCUCAGAAACCCCGAGGAGAUGUGUUCAUUCCACGCCAGCCUGGAGUGAGCAAUAAUCUGUUUGAAAUACUUGAAAUUGAACGAGGGAUAACGGCCGACGAAUUUGAAGCGAACGAUGACCCAGGUGUGCUGGUACACAGCUGUAAUUUUGAUAGUGGACUGUGCGGAUGGAUCAAGGACAAAGAUGACGACUUGCACUGGGAACCCGUGAGAGACGCAUCAGGGGGACAGUACCUUACCAUUUCUGACCCCAAAGGCAAAGAAGGGAGAGCAGCGCAUCUGAUCCUGCCGCUGGGUCGCAUGGCUCAGGCCGGCGACUUGUGCCUGUCGUUCAGGCAUAAGGUGCCGGGACUGCAUUCUGGUGCCCUCCAGGUCUUUGUAAGGAGAAACGGUGCCCACGGACCAGCUGUUUGGGGAAGAAACGGCGGCCACGGCUGGAGACAGACGCACAUAACUUUGCGAGGACUGGGCAUCAAGAGUGUUAUUUUCAAAGGGGAGAAAGGGAGAGGAAGAACUGGGCAUAUUGGACUAGAUGACGUGAUCUUGAGGAGAGGACGCUGCUCUGAAGAGCAUUAG